Molecule: messenger RNA, 1548 nt
Organism: Meloidogyne enterolobii
Lineage: Eukaryota; Metazoa; Nematoda; Chromadorea; Rhabditida; Meloidogynidae
Source: the annotation of a GenBank genome assembly
AUGUUCAUAGAAUUAUUCUUUUCUAGCCGUGUGUAUUUUGCCGACUCCAAGCUGGAUUACAUUGAAUUUGUUGACUAUGAUGGAAAAGGCCGUGUUCAAGUUCUUGCCUCGACCAAGCUUAUACAACAUCCUCAUGCAAUGUCUAUAUUCGAAGACCAUAUUUACUAUAGCGAUCGUCGACUUCAACGGCUUCAGCUUUAUCCCAAAUAUCCGAAUGGAACGAGUCGGGAAUAUCCUUCACAUUCCUUCUCCAAGGCUUUGGGUGUUAUAGCUAUUCAUCCAGUUUUGCAACCACAAAUAAAAGAAAACCCAUGUUCUACAUCCGGGUGCUCCCAUAUUUGUGCAUUGGGUGCUAAUGGUACAUUCACAUGCCUCUGUCCAAGUGGUCAUGUCAUUGAAGAAGGUGGAGGUGGACGACAAUGUGUACUUGAUAAACGGCCAUUUAUGCUAUUGGUUCACAAAUCAAUGGUCAUUGGAGCAGCCCUAAACAAUGAGGGAGAAAGUUCAAAUAAAAAACAUUUGCCACAUGAAAUUGGAGGAAUUGUGCCAAUCAGCGGGCUUAGGAAUACUGACGAUGCUGAAUACGACCCUUUGACCAACGAACUUUUCUAUCUAGAACAUGGUGCACCUGUGCUUUUAAUGACAGCAACUCUCAUGUCAAGCUCAAUGAUCCAUAAAACAAGCCUAACGAGCAACAACCGCUCUCUUAUUCUCGCUAAUCAACCGCCUGAUGAUCCUUCUUGUAUGGCUUAUGAUUGGAAUGGUCGAAACAUUUAUGUCGGCAAAAAACAUUCACAGACAAUUGAAGUUGUUCGAACACAGGGAGAACAAUUCCACGCCGUCAUUUUGCACAACGAUCAGUCACCGACCGCCGUUUCGAAUCCAGUUGCUAUUGCUGUUGAUUCUGACCGCGGGUUACUAUUUUGGUUGGAUCAAGGCAAGGGAGGUGUUUCCACUAAAUUAGCUGGUGCAGACUUGGAUGGAAACAACCCUUUAGUUCUGGUUAGCACUGACCUUGCUGAAUUGGAUCAUCUUGCGCUGGAUACUGUAAAUCGACGAAUUUAUUUUACUGAGGCUAAAGCUGGAAGGAUUACGAGUGUCUCUUAUAGCGGACAAGACAAACGCUACAUUCUUAAUGAUGCUGCAAAGCAACCACGAGCUAUCGCAUUCUUCCACAAUCACAUCUAUUAUGCUGAUACAGCAUUCGAUAAAAUUAUGGUGGGUGAUGUGGACACUGGAAGUGGGGACGAUCAACCACCUGAGUUUACUGAAUUUAGAGCAAAUGUUGAGCAUUUAACUAAUAUGCAUGUUGUCCACCCAGCAAAUACUCGAGAAUCUCAUCCUUGUCAUAACAAUAAUGGAAAUUGUGAGCAACUCUGUAUCCCUCGAGGCCAGCAAAAUAAGUUUACAUGUAUUUGUGGAACUGGUUUUGCUGUGGAUGAGGAGACUAACAAAUGUAAACUCUUCGCGGAAUCAUUCCUCAUAAUUGCUGGGAAAAAUUACAUCAAGUCUAUUCCGUAUGUUCCAUUAACUAAAGUCUCUAUGUAG